GCGGGGCACCCUCUCCGCUUUGCCGCCCUGCGACAAUCCGGGCCUGUCUGUCUGGGGGACUGGCUGCUAUCGGUCCCCGCCCCCAGAGGGCGCUCGCCGGCCGUUCGGAGGCUGCGGGUGGAGCAACACCGGCCUGGGCCCCUUCGUUCUGCCGGAGCGUUGCAGGCCGGGCCCUGUUUUUGGCUGUUCUUUGCCUUGGCGCUGCUGUUGCCAUGGUCACGCUCCGGCAGCCCGGCCUGGCUCCCGCGCUCUGGUUCUAGCAGGAGAGAGCCCGUCGCCCCGCCAGCGACAUGAACAGGUGUGAGGUGGGCUGGGGCCCCGGGACUCCCAGGACGACAACCCCCAAGGUCUCUGGAAUGCUGGAAGUGGUUGGACCAGAUGAUGGAUUUAUUCUAGAAGCCUGCUUGACAAUGUCAAGGCAGAACUGUUUAGAAACAACAGAUGCCAUAAAGGACCAAAAGAAUGGACAAAAUGGCAGAUUACAUGUGUUUGGGCCAAAAGAAAAAGUGGUUAUUGAACCAAUUCAAACAAUGCCACGCAUGGAUGUGGACCAGAAUCUACAAACAAAGUUUAUACUCCAACAAAACAAAUCUCAUUAUGUGCAGCUAAAUCAACUUUUGAAAAAUGAUAAAGAAAAAAAUUCCAAAAAUGUAGGAAAGCCAGCGAAUAAUGAACUCAGCACUGAAUUUCAGACGAAUAGUAUUGAGGACCAUAAUACUGAUGAGCAGCUGUCAGAAACUACAGAUGACGAUGAAAACAGCAGUGAAAAUAGUGAAAAUGAAGAUAGAAAAACAAAUGCACCAAUAGAGUUGCUGGGAGAGUUCCUGAAAGCAAUUAUGGAUCAAGACUACAAUCUCUCAAAAAAACUUUGUCAGAUGAUUCUAAUCUAUGAACCAGAAAAUACUGAGGCUAAGCAGUUUCUUCCACUUCUUGAAGAAAAGUUGCUGAUAGAAAGUACACAGAAUUUUGGUGAUGAAGAGGGUGAAGAAACGGAUGAAGGAAGCAGUGAGGACAGUGAAGAGGAUACUAGCAGUUCAGAUAGCAGUGACGAUGAAGGAGAAGAAAGUUCUGAUGAUUCUGAUGAAAACCUAUAGCAGUUUGGUAAUUCUUCUAUACUCCCUAUAGGUUGAUUAUUUUGAUUCUUCUGUACAGUCACUUUUUAAACACCAUAUUAAAAUGUACUGUUUAAUCAUUAUAACUUUUCUCCCUCUUAAACUGCUGCAUUCUUUUGCAUUUAGAUUGCCUCCCCACUCACACAUAGUCCAGCAUACCAGUGGUUCUCAACCAAGGGUACAUGUAGCCCCGGGAGUACGCAGAGGUUUUCUACGGGGUACAUCAACUCAUCUAGAUACUUGCUUAAUUUUACAACAGGCUAUAUAAAAAGCACUGGCGAAGUCAGUGCAAAGUAAAAUUUCAUAAAGACAAAAUGAGAGAGCAAGUAAUUUUGCAGUAAUAGUGUGCUGUGACACUUUUGUAUUUUUAUGUGAUUAUGUUAGCAAAUAGUUUUUUAAGUGAG
This is a messenger RNA of Chelonoidis abingdonii (Abingdon island giant tortoise), 1516 nucleotides long. Lineage: Eukaryota; Metazoa; Chordata; Testudines; Testudinidae. The record is from RefSeq and is a predicted model, not a curated record.